This is a messenger RNA of Chaetomium strumarium, 1621 nucleotides long. Its product is annotated as phosphoglycerate kinase. The coding region runs from base 274 to 1530 and encodes 418 amino acids. Gene Ontology annotation, biological process: glycolytic process; gluconeogenesis. The transcript has 3 exons. Gene Ontology annotation, cellular component: cytosol. NCBI's taxonomy places the organism in Eukaryota, Fungi, Ascomycota, Sordariomycetes, Sordariales, Chaetomiaceae. The record is from RefSeq and is a predicted model, not a curated record. Gene Ontology annotation, molecular function: phosphoglycerate kinase activity; ADP binding; ATP binding.
UGCAUGCCUAUGAGCGAAGAGAAUAGAAUCAUGCCUCUAAUUCUUUGGUGACUAUGAAUCGCCAUCAGCCAACCAUCGCCCGACCUCAUAGCUUGAGACAGCUGCCCCACCAAGAUUUAUUACCCCUCUACCCCUCCAUCACAGCAGGGUCAGCUCAUCAUCACCUGCGUCUUUUACCUGCUAUCCACACCUCCCACGAUAAAACUGCCCUUCACCUCAUUUUCCCGUCUAAGAGCUUUGCUUCCAACUCAAUUGGCUAGUAGAACCAUCAAGAUGUCUCUGGCGAACAAGCUCUCGAUUGAGAACGUCGACCUCAAGGGCAAGCGGGUCCUCAUCCGGGUCGACUUCAACGUUCCUCUCGAUGCCGACAAGAAGGUCACCAACCCCCAGCGCAUCGUCGGCGCCGUCCCCACCAUCAAGUAUGCCAUCGACAAUGGCGCCAAGGCCGUCGUCCUCAUGUCCCACCUCGGCCGUCCCGAUGGCAAGGCGAACCCCAAGUACUCGCUAAAGCCGGUCGUACCAGAGCUCGAGAAGCUGCUGGGGAAGAGCGUGACCUUCGCGCCCGACUGCGUCGGCCCUGAGGUCGAGGAGAUCGUCAACAAGGCGGACAAUGGUCAGGUUGUCCUGCUCGAGAACUUGCGCUUCCACAUCGAGGAGGAGGGCAAGGGCACCGAUGCCGAGGGCAACAAGAUCAAGGCGGACAAGGCCAAGGUGGAAGAGUUCCGGAAGGGGCUGACCAAGCUUGGCGAUAUCUACAUCAACGAUGCCUUUGGCACAGCGCACCGCGCCCACUCCUCCAUGGUCGGCGUCGACCUCCCGCAGAAGGCGGCGGGCUUCCUCAUGAAGAAGGAGCUUGACUACUUCGCCCAGGCCCUCGAAUCCCCACAGCGUCCCUUCCUGGCCAUCCUGGGCGGCGCCAAGGUGUCAGACAAGAUCCAGCUGAUCGACAACCUGCUUGACAAGGUCAACACGCUGAUCAUCUGCGGCGGCAUGGCCUUCACUUUCAAGAAGGUGCUGGACGGCAUGUCGAUUGGGACGUCGCUCUUUGACGAGGCCGGCUCCAAGACGGUGGGCAACCUGAUGGAGAAGGCUAAGAAGAACGGCGUCAAGGUGGUGCUGCCCGUCGACUUCAUCACGGCCGACAAGUUCGACAAGGACGCCAACACGGGUAAGGCGACCGACAAGGAGGGCAUCCCCGACGGCUGGAUGGGCCUGGACUGCGCCGAGGAGUCGGUCAAGCUGUUCAAGCAGGCCAUCGACGAGGCCCAGACCAUCCUGUGGAAUGGCCCCGCUGGUGUCUUCGAGUUUGACAAGUUCGCUUCCGGCACCAAGGCCAUGCUUGACGCGGCCGUUGCGGCCGCCCAGAACGCCAAGAUCGUCAUCAUCGGCGGUGGUGACACGGCCACUGUUGCGGCCAAGUACGGUGUCGAGGACAAGCUCAGCCAUGUCUCCACCGGCGGCGGUGCCAGCUUGGAGCUCCUUGAGGGCAAGGCGCUGCCGGGUGUUGUUGCAUUGAGCGAGCGCCCGUAGGUGUUGAUCUCCUGGAGAACAAGGGGGCACUCAUGGUAAUGAAACUAGGAGGUCGUUGCUGUGAAUGAUGGACAAAUCUACCACGACAAGU